AGAUUAAUUCGACAGACAAUGAAGAAGGUUUAUAGAAGUUUGCCGUCUCUUUUUAGGAGGUCACAACCCAAGCUGAACAUAGAUGAAGAGAAAGAAGUUCUGUUUGUUGGAACCGAGCAGGAAGAUGGUGAGAAGGAUAUAGAAACACGUCUGAAAGGGCAAAGUCUCGCUAAGCAGCUCUUCGAGGAGAAGGAGUCCCGACGUCCGGAGGUCCUCCGAGAGCUGAGCGAGAAUCUGGAAUUAGCCGAGGAGAUGUUGAAAGUGUACGUGACGCACUUUAAUUUCGAGUCUCUCUCCAUGAGCAGCGCUCUUCACGCGUUCCUCGAGGUGCUAUGGCCAGAGGAUGAACUUGAGCUCCAGCAUCUGUUCAUAGCUCACUUCUCCGAACAGUUCCUCAAGGCUAAUAAAAUGUCACCCGACUUCCAGACUCCAGCGUACUACCUGAGCUGGGCCAUAAUCAUACUGAAUGCUGAUCUUCAUGGCGGGAACAAAGGGAGGAAAAUGACUUGUAAAGAAUUCAUAGGCAACUUGAUUGACGUGAGUCGAACAUGCCGCUGUCAGUAUCCUCGGAAGGACUUGGAGUUUAUCUAUAGAAAGAUCAAAGCGGUGCCACUAAACGCGUUCGCAGUAAGGACUCGAAGCCAAAACGAAGCUGAGUGUGAUUCCACAUUAAAGGCUGAAGAUGACACUACCAGGAGGGUCCACAAAAGAGGAGAUCUCAUCUGCAAAAAAGUCAUGGAUAAGAAUGGCAUAAAAACCAGAACACCCCAAAGAGCAUGGAAACCUUACACGGCAGUUCUGAAAGGCAUGGUGCUGCAUUUAGAAAACGAUUUGUAUGAGCCGGACAGCAAGAUCAUCAUCGGGCUCCAUCAUGCCGUGGCAUACCCUCUGAAUUACAAAAAGAGGCCCCAUGUGCUGUGCCUCAGGACCGCAGACUCCAGCGUAUUUUACCUCCAGACUGGGAGUGAAGCAGAGCAGGCUUCGUGGGUCACGACUAUAAACCGCAUCGCCGCUCGUUACUCUGCUCCACACCUCUAUGCUGUUUCGCAGGAUACGAAGCAGCAUCACCCUUGGGUUCUACCUUCGUUCCCCACCAAAUUGUCUCUACAGCAGCAGCUGGAGUACUACAAGCACUGGUUACAGAAGGUUUUAGAACUUAUGGAUUUCAGUUGUACACUGUCUGGAAAGAAUGAUAUUAUAUGGGACCGUAUGGUGCAAGAGCUGACGCGCUACCAAACAUAUGUUAGCACGUUACAGGAGCUUGUUGCAGCAGAUGAUCAUCAUGAGGAUGAUGAUGCUGGAGAAGGCUGUAGCUACUCAAAUUUGCCUCAGUGACUUCCACGAUCUAAAAUAUCAAAAUGUCUUUUUAUGCUUCAUUGAUUCUAAUGAAGCAUUCAACAAAAUGUUUUAAACACUCGCACAUGUAGAGGAGUUCCUUUUUAUUUGUCUUGGGCAUACUUAGGACGUUUGAGCCACCUACCUUUGGUAAGGUCUAGAGUAGAAGUUACUCUCGCUUGUCCAAAAAGCUUGAUUAGCUCAUCUGUUCUUGAAAAAUGGAAUAACUCGGGAAUGUUGCUAGAACAACAGAGGUU
Clarias gariepinus (North African catfish) is the source of this 1592-nucleotide messenger RNA. RefSeq names its product PH and SEC7 domain-containing protein 1-like. Gene Ontology annotation, molecular function: guanyl-nucleotide exchange factor activity. Gene Ontology annotation, biological process: regulation of ARF protein signal transduction. The transcript has a single exon. NCBI's taxonomy places the organism in Eukaryota, Metazoa, Chordata, Actinopteri, Siluriformes, Clariidae. The record is from RefSeq and is a predicted model, not a curated record. The coding region runs from base 19 to 1335 and encodes 438 amino acids.